Messenger RNA from Poecilia reticulata (guppy), 2474 nucleotides. It is a transcript of the gene aph1b, whose product is annotated as aph-1B gamma-secretase subunit. The record is from RefSeq and is a predicted model, not a curated record. Gene Ontology annotation, cellular component: membrane. NCBI's taxonomy places the organism in Eukaryota, Metazoa, Chordata, Actinopteri, Cyprinodontiformes, Poeciliidae. Gene Ontology annotation, biological process: protein processing; positive regulation of catalytic activity.
CGUGGUAGAGUGUGACGUCACGACAAUCCUGUGAUACCGAAGUGAAAUUAGGAAGGAGAAAUCAGCGCUCAGAUUAGGCUGUUACCUCGUCAAAAAUAAAGACAAACCCCUGCGGUUUCGCUGUGAACAGAAGCGAACCGGGUUUUGGAGCCACUGGACCUGCCAGCCACCGAGCCAACAUGACGGCAGCGGUGUUUUUCGGCUGCACAUUCAUCGCCUUCGGCCCAGCCGUCUCCCUGUUCCUGUUCACCAUCGCCCGGGAGCCGCUGAGGGUCAUUUUCCUCAUAGCAGGGGCAUUCUUCUGGCUGGUGUCGCUGCUGCUGGCCUCCCUGGUGUGGUUCAUCUCGGUUCAGAUCAGCAACAAGGAGAGCGCGUCGCAGCAGAAGGGUCUGCUCAUCUUCGGUGUGGUGCUGUCCGUCCUGCUGCAGGAAACUUUCCGCUUCGCCUACUACAAACUGCUCAAGAAAGCAAAUGAAGGCCUUCUUGCUUUGAGUCAAGAGGAAACGAUGCCAAUUUCUAUACGACAGCUCGCCUACGUGUCCGGCCUCGGCUUCGGCUUUAUGAGCGGAGCGUUCUCUGUGGUCAACAUCCUGGCCGACUCUGUGGGUCCAGGCACUGUGGGCAUCCACGGCGACUCUCAGCACUACUUCCUGUCAUCAGCCUUCAUGACCAUGGCCAUCAUCCUGCUUCACAUGUUCUGGGGCGUCAUCUUCUUCGACGGCUGUGAGAAGCAGCGCUGGUUAGCCGUAGCUGCAGUCGUCGCCAGUCACCUCCUGGUUUCCUCCUUGACCUUCCAGAACCCGCAGUACGUCUCCAGCCUGGUUCCCACCUACAUCGUCAUGUUCUUCAUGGGCAUCUGGGCGUUUUACACCGCAGGCGGCUCCCUGAGGAACCUCAAACUCUGCCUCACCUGCAAAGACAAGGACUUCCUGCUAGCCAACCACCGGCCCAGAUAACGCCGCGAGCUCAUUGGCUUACAGGACUCGAUCCAAAGAUCCACACACAAACUUUUUAAUUCGCUGUUUCACAUGGCUGCUUACUUACUAUGUUUAGUCUGUAAAAAUGUUAAGUUUUUAGGAGAAACAGGUGAGUUACACUGCAAAAACACAACAUUUUACAAAGUAUUUUUCUAGUGCAAAUAUCUUUGUGCAUUAUAUAGAUAUAGAUAUAUUGUUUUAAGGUAAUUAUUUAAUAUUGACUAGGAGAUUAUCUCGCUUAUAACCAAACAUUUUUUCUCUGUUAUAAGUGAAAUAAUUUGACAGUGGAGCUGGAACUUUUUCUUCCAUAUUAAAUAAUUAUUUACUUAAAUCAGAUCUUAUAUCUUGCUGGAAAGUUACUUUUUAGUUUUUGUAUUAUAUCACUUGUGUACUUGGAUAUUUGCACAAGAAAUUAGACCAGAAAUAAUUGGUAAAACAUUAUGUUUUUGAAGUGCAUGCACAGUGUAAACUCUUAACAUUACCGUUGACUUAACUGCAAAAACACAAAGUAUUUCCAAGUAUUUUUGUCUGGUUUUUAGUGCAAAUAUUUUAGUAUACUUUAAUUUAAAAUAAAAUUUACAAGUAACCUUUUAACAAUAUACAAGAGUGUAUAAGUCCAUAAUUAAUUGAUAUUAAUAAAAAGGUCUUGAUCCACUGGAGGAUUAUUUCACUAAUAUGGGAAAAAUAACUUCUUAUAAGUGAAAUAAUAUUAUAUUAAUAAAUAAAUUAUUGACUUUAAACAAGCUCUCUCAUAUCUUGCUGAAAGGUUAAUUCAAGUCCACCAACACAUUUUCACUAUAAACUGGUUUUAUAUACUUGGUUCAGUUUUGUGUUUUUGCAGUGCGUAUAAGGUUAGUUUCUGCUUUUUUUCCUGCUGAUUCUGUAGAAAAACUUUGUAAAAUCAUUUAGGUUCUGCUCAAAUGAACAACUCUGAAGACGUCAUGUGCCAGAUGUGUGAAAACCGACUAAAUGUGGAUCCCUGUGUGGGAAACUCGUGUAUAUAAGGAAACAUUUCUGAAAAUAAUGAUUCUGUUGAACACAUGGUUGGUAUUUAUGUGUUUUAACUAAUCCAGAUUUACUAGCUUGGGGUUGCUGGUCCACUUCCUCCAUUUUUGUUUGUUGUUUUUUUAGCUUGAAGUUGAAAAUGGAGGACGGAAGAUUUCCUUCAGCUGAUUGUUUAUGAACUUCAAACACAACAAAGUGUUCGCUCAUUGAUCUUUGAAAGUUGACAUUCAUCCACUCUCAUUUUGUUUUCCUUUUGAGUUUGUGUCAAAUUCCUCACACUGAAUGUUUUGUUUUUCCAUUGCACCUGAUUUUAUGUUGAUUUAUUUUUUAUGUGYAGUUUGUAAAAAUUGAAAGUAAAUAAGAUGGAAGGUGGAUGAACAUGCAGGUCCUGCGUGUUUAGCUGGUUUUUGUCUGCGAGCGAAUCAGAAAAUUGCGCAGGUGGAAAACCUGAUGGUACAGAUCGGCAAUAAUAAAUUUGGUUAUGUUAAAAGU